Zychaea mexicana is the source of this 1748-nucleotide messenger RNA. Its product is annotated as S-adenosyl-L-methionine-dependent methyltransferase. Gene Ontology annotation, molecular function: methyltransferase activity. The transcript is spliced from 2 exons. The record is from RefSeq and is a predicted model, not a curated record. Bases 29 to 1675 code for a protein of 548 amino acids. NCBI's taxonomy places the organism in Eukaryota, Fungi, Mucoromycota, Mucoromycetes, Mucorales, Lichtheimiaceae.
UUCUAUUUUCUUUUCUUCUUCUCCCAACAUGUUUACUACUGCCACCCAUAACUUCUCUGUAAUUGAUCUCCCCUCUCAUCGUCCUUUUCUUCAAGAGCCCAUCAUGAUCCAGCAAAAGCCUUUAUUACCAGACACCCAGCAAUACAAUCGUCUUCGUACCAGUCGAUCUACCCACAGACUGAAUCAUCAUCACCAACGCCGGGUACCUAUGGAGCAGCAGCAGCAGCAAGUGGUAGUGAAGCUGUCGAAAUCUGCAUCCAUGCCAGGGGCCAAACAUGGCAGGGUUGUCAGUAGCAACAGUAGCCCCAAAUUACCUCCGUUGAUGAUGCGCACUCGAUCCUCGUCUGUCACAUCCAGUGAAAUCUCCCCUUCAUUAUCCACUAUCAGCAACAGCAGCAGCCUUCGACGGAACAACAGUGCCGAGAGUCGGACAAUGACACCGCCACCUCGAGCGCCACUGCCACCCAUUCCUACAUCAUCCUCGCCAUCACCAUCAUUACCGCAAGCCAAUACCAACAACAACAAUGAUAUCAUUAAUAGCAGCAGCAAUAUCACCAUCAGACCAGUAUCACCUUCAGUGCCAGCAGAUCAGAUGCAACGGAGACCCCCUUCCGUUGCCACCCUGCUGGCUCAUAUUCCACGGCCCAGUACCGCCAUGAGCACCACAGAGACCAUCCAGACCACCUCGACCAACCUAAAAAUGACAUGGAAGCACAUGAUGAGCACCACCACACUCGCCAUGUCACCCAAGAAACGUAAACAGCAGAUGCAAGACGGAUGGGGCUAUAUCUUGGCCCAAGAUCACAACGAACAAGAUCGGCUGGUGGCCCAGCACUACUUGCUCCGGAUGAUCUUUGGUGGCGAUUUCUGCGCACCUGGUAUUGCCAGUACUUUGGAAGCCAAGUCUUCUUCGGCCGUGGUGCUUGACAUUGGUUGUGGUGCUGGCGCGUGGACCAUGGAAAUGGCGUCGAUGUUUCCCAAGGCCACGUUUAUCGGUAUUGACCAAGAUCGGUUCUUCCCCCAAGACAUCAAGCCCAAAAACUGCCAUUUCCGCCAGUACAAUGUUGAGGAGGGCCUGCCAUUCCCGGACAACAGCAUCGAUUACAUCUAUCAGCGCGACAUGAACUGGGGUCUGUCCACUGGCAUGUGGAAAGCGUUGAUGCGCGAGUACAUGCGUGUAUUAAAACCAGGCGGAUGGGUCGAGCUUGUCGAGCCGGAUCUCGAAACUCAGAGCACCUUGCCAAAUGAAUGUGCCAUGAAUGACAAAAUUCUCGAAGGAAUGAUUCUUCGUCAACAGAAUCCAUACAUGGCUCGCCAUCUCUCUACUUUACUAGCCAGCAAUGGUUUCCGUCGUGUACAAAGUCAAUUUCAAUCACUUCCACUGGGCUGGGACCCAGUCGAUGAAUCAGCACCACCCAAUCAACCACAACCACAACCAUCAAAAACAGCUGCUAACAACAACAGAAAGUGCUCCGAACUCUCCAGGCUUGCCGCUAGUCAACACCUCUUCUUACUGCAAUCUUUACGGCCUUGGCUCUCACUCGUCAUGGAUCUAACCAUCGAAAAAUUCAACAACCACAUCAUGGGCUUGCCCGAAAGCUGGCGAAUUGGACAAACGUAUAUUAAUUGGCAUUGUGCUACCGCACAGAAACCUUAUCAACAACAACAACUGUAAUUUCAUUUCUCAACCCUUUCUAAAUUUACAUAUCAUAUAUAAAAUAUAUUCUGUAGUAUGUUUUCUUCUUUUU